Messenger RNA from Triplophysa rosa, 3141 nucleotides. It is a transcript of the gene gabrb1, whose product is annotated as gamma-aminobutyric acid type A receptor subunit beta1. Lineage: Eukaryota; Metazoa; Chordata; Actinopteri; Cypriniformes; Nemacheilidae. The record is from RefSeq and is a predicted model, not a curated record. The transcript is spliced from 9 exons. Bases 829 to 2283 code for a protein of 484 amino acids. Gene Ontology annotation, cellular component: synapse; membrane; GABA-A receptor complex. Gene Ontology annotation, molecular function: GABA-A receptor activity; neurotransmitter receptor activity; extracellular ligand-gated monoatomic ion channel activity. Gene Ontology annotation, biological process: regulation of membrane potential; nervous system process; chemical synaptic transmission.
UAUUUUUGUCUUUCUGUGUGCACUUAAAUUAAUUAAUUAAUUAAUUAAUUGAAUAACUUCUGGCUUAGUUUACAGAUAAUAUUAUAAAGCAGGCCUAUAUUUAUUAUAUUAGAUGAUUUCACUUUUUUGUAUGACAACAGAACACAUCCCUUUGUAUUUUAGACUUCAAAGACUUCAAAGUGGGCUCUUGUAGUUCUUCACAUCACCAAUCCUGCGCCCUGUCCUCCUCGACGCAUAAAUUAUUUCUACAUCCUCCAGAUAUUAAUGCGCUUUUUCGCGGCCUCUGCUGUUUUAAUACAUUUUUCUAGUUUCUAACAAAUAUUUCAGUCUGUCUUGGGCGUGUGAUGCGGGAUGAAUUGAACGAUGGCGCGAAAGCACCGAGUCGUCCAGGUGCACACACACCUCCAACAAAAAAAUGCGCAGUUCAUGAUGCGCGCUCCUGCGGCGCGCUUCUACAAAUCAGAAUCAUCACUUAGGUGCACAGAACGGAUAGGUGAACACAUCUCAACGCAAGUGUACGUUCAGGCUGCCGUGAGCUGUCGUGUCCGGUGACCCGCUGGAGCGCAGCGCGCCGGGGGCGAUGGGAUCUGACCGGCAUACUGAUACGCUUCGCAAGCAGCAUCCCCGCGACCUCGGCGACCGCAGCAUCAGCACCGGGGAGCCGAUGCAGGAGAACCUCUCCACCUGUCACUUUGGUUGCUAAAUCCUUUUGCGUUUCAUUAUUUUGAUGUUGGUUACACAGCCGCGCAUGCGUUGCUGUGUAGUGGAAAUUGCGGGACCGCUUCUUCAGACUAAGUUUACCGAUUCUGUUGCCGUUUAUCUCACUCGAUGAUGAGAGGGAUGCUGAGCGCUUGGACUCACUGGCGCGCUGGGAUCUUGUGUCUCCACAUGUUUGUGGUUUUAACGUUUGGCCGAAGCCCGCCGGCGAACAGUGUAAACGAGCCCAGCAACAUGUCAUACGUCAAAGUCACCGUGGAUAAACUACUCAAAGGCUACGACAUUCGUCUGAGGCCUGAUUUCGGAGGUCCUCCGGUUGAUGUCGGUAUGAGUAUUGAUAUCUCCAGUAUCGACAUGGUGUCGGAAGUGAACAUGGACUACACCAUCACCAUGUAUUUCCAGCAGUCCUGGCGUGACAAACGUCUGUCCUACACAGGGAUCCCUCUCAAUCUCACUUUAGAUAACCGAGUGGCUGACCAACUUUGGGUGCCUGAUACGUACUUCAUAAAUGACAAAAAAUCUUUCGUUCAUGGGGUCACGGUAAAGAAUCGUAUGAUCCGCUUGCACCCUGAUGGAACUGUGCUGUAUGGUCUCAGGAUAACUACCACAGCUGCGUGUAUGAUGGAUCUGCGCAGAUACCCACUGGAUGAGCAGAACUGUACACUAGAGAUUGAAAGUUAUGGAUACACCACAGAUGACAUUGAGUUUUACUGGCAGGGUGGGAGUUCAGUGACUGGCGUGGAUAACAUUGAGCUGCCACAGUUCUCUAUCAUUGACUAUAAUAUACUCUCUAAAAAAGCUGUGUUUGCCACAGGGUCGUACCCUCGUCUGUCCCUUAGUUUUAAACUAAAGAGAAACAUUGGAUAUUUCAUCCUUCAGACCUACAUGCCUUCGACCCUCAUCACCAUCCUGUCCUGGGUCUCCUUCUGGAUCAACUACGAUGCUUCAGCAGCAAGAGUUGCGCUAGGAAUCACCACUGUUCUGACAAUGACCACAAUCAACACUCAUCUUAGGGAGACAUUACCCAAGAUCCCUUAUGUGAAAGCCAUAGACAUCUAUCUGAUGGGCUGCUUUGUCUUCGUGUUCCUGGCUUUGCUUGAAUAUGCCUUUGUGAACUACAUCUUCUUCGGCCGCGGGCCACACUUACAGAAGAAAGUGUCGGAAAAAGCUGCCAAAAGCAACAAUGAGAAAAGUCGAAUGGACAGUAACAAAGUUCAGGUUGAUGUCCAUGGAAACAUCCCCCUCACAAACCUUGAUCUGCGUCUUAGCGGGGCUGAGAUGCUAGGUGCCCUCGGGGACCCACGGAACACCAUGUUCUCUUACGACAGCGCCAGCAUCCAAUACCGCAGGCCCCUUACAGGUCGUGACCUCUACGGCCGCCCCCCCGCCUCUCUCGAGAGGCCAAUGCCACGCAAAAAGAGUCGUCUGAGGAGACGGGCCGCUCAGCUGAAGGUGAAGAUCCCAGACUUGACAGAUGUAAAUGCCAUCGACAAAUGGUCCCGUGUCAUCUUUCCCAUCACCUUCACCUUCUUUAAUACUGUAUACUGGCUGUAUUAUGUCCAGUAGGGGGCGGCAUUAACUCAGCUAUCCACACAUCAGGUCAGACUCUCUUACCCUCCUUUUGGUCAUGACUUGAUGUCAGGCAGGAGGAAGGAGUGCAUUUUAUAAAUUGCACUUCCAUAUAUAUUGUUUACUAAUAGAUAUUAAAUUGAAACAAUAUAUCAUUUAAAUCUAAAUUAUUAUGAAUAUCCAAUGUUUAAUGUAAGUGGUAAAAUAUAUAAUAAUUAGAUUUUUGCACAAGGCUUGUGUGGAAUCAGCUUCAUAUGUGAGACUCAACUGCAAAGACUGAAUUGGAAACCACAAACUCACAAUUAAAGGAAAAUACUUUACCCUGCAAACAUCCUGCAUGGCAGCACUGCACUUCUAUGUCAGACCUGUAAAACAGCAUUUGGAGGUCAUUCUUACAAUUCAGAUUGUUUAUGUAAAUGCCUCAAAGCAACAUUCUGGGUUCAAUGCAAGUAAAAGAACAAUUUGGCUAAAAAAGAUGCCCGGAACAAUGAUGCUGAUCUGUAAAGCACUGUUUACUACAACAAUAUCCACCCACAGGAGUUCAUAAAAACGUUCAUGCACCUAGACACAGCUUUACAGCUCAAUAAUAAACAGGAUUUGUGUAAACAGAAGUGCUUUACAAAAACAAAAGAUUUUUUGUGUACAUUUUUGUCUUUAAACCUAGGGUUGGGAAUCGUUUCAAUUUUAUCGAUUCCGAUUCCAAUUCUGAUUCUGCUUAUCGAUUUCGAUUCUUAUCGAUUCCCAGUUUCGAUUCCACAGUUGAAAAUAAAAAUUUAGAUAUCAACCUGUAUGGUCAUUUAACCUGCUUAUUGACUUGUUUGCAAUAUAUAUAUAUAUAUAUUUAUGAGCACCGUU